This is a messenger RNA of Nematostella vectensis (starlet sea anemone), 1677 nucleotides long. RefSeq lists its product as uncharacterized. Lineage: Eukaryota; Metazoa; Cnidaria; Anthozoa; Actiniaria; Edwardsiidae. Gene Ontology annotation, molecular function: protein binding. The record is from RefSeq and is a predicted model, not a curated record. The transcript is spliced from 6 exons. Bases 222 to 1496 code for a protein of 424 amino acids.
AAACAUGUUAGGACACAUGUAUACUUCAUGUCAAGAAAAACGUAUUGGAGCAACGCCCUUCGGUAGCUAGGGAGGGGGAAAAGAAACUAUAUGAAGUAUUCCCAGGUCCGUGCUAUUUCGAGAUGGGAAAGUGUUUGCCUUUGCGAGACUGUGCUGAAACAAGACAAGAGAUGAGACGGAAGAGAAGCAAAAUGAUUUGAGCAAAGAUCACAAGCGGUAAAAUGAAGGCUUGGUAUACUGCCUAUCGUAUAGUCGCUGUCUUGGUACUUUUUGGGAUUUUUUCCACAAAAUGUGUUGAUGCUGCUCCAGUGAUUGAAGUGUUGUCAACAAAUUUAUCGUCAGCAACAACAGCAGCACUUUCCCACACUACUCCCAUGCCAUCAGUGACCCUAAAUACAACAACAAAAACAACAACAAGAAUGGGGAUAGUACAAAAUGCAACUACAGAAACCAUGGCAAGAAACUUUACAUCAACCACAACUCCAAGUCCCCUUCCAACUGUAGCACCUACGAAAUCAACUUCCCCACCCUUUAUACCUAAAGGGUGUAGCCAGAUACUAAAUGGAACAGAGUAUAUUCAAGGUGACAGUCCAUUGGCCUGGUUACCCCCGUCACCCUCAGUUGUCAUCAUUCAAGAAGGGCAAGACAUGAAAUUGGAGUGCAAGUACUGUUUGAUGCACCCUUCCCUCAACCCUUAUGUCCACUGGUACAAGAACGACACCCUGCUGAAUACCUCAUUUGCUGGAGUGGCAAUCUAUGGGGACACCUUCACAAUACUAAAUGGGCAGCACAAGGACCACGAGGGGCUGUAUCGAUGCUCUGUUAGAUUGCCUUCUCUUGGCUACAAUGCCUCAAGGCUGGUAACUUUGAUUAUCACUAAGGAUCAAAACAAAUUGAUAACAUCACUCAAGGCAAAGAAUAUCACCAAGUCCUCAACACUGCUAUCAUGGCAUUUAAAGCCCUCGAAAGCCAUAUUUGAUUAUACAGUAGUCCAGAUUCAUGUACGCCAGGCGAUUUCUGACAAGUGGUCACAUUACAGGAAAUACAUAGAACACAUCUCUGGUUCAACAGUGCUUGAUGAUUUGGAACCUGAGACGCAGUACAUCGCAAAUGUCAGUGCCAUGAAUGGGUCAGGUUAUAGAGAGUCUGUCACCAUAAUGUUUUGGUCUUAUGGCAACAGUACUAUAGUCCCCCACAUCCCUGCUAUCCUGAGACUUAACUAUGCAGAACGCAGAACCCUGGGACUGGUAUUCGGUGUGACAGCCCUUAUAGUCACUGUCCUGUCCAUCUACUGCUUUCUUGCCAACCCUACAUGCACCUGUGUCCAGCUACAAGGGUACAGAGCCCCCGUAGAACAAGAGAAUACUUCAAGCCAGAGGAAAGAUGAACAUGAUCACCACACGGGUGCACCAUGCCCUCGCUGCAACUCUGCCUGCUACAAUAAUGCAUCCUUCAAUGUCAACACUGAGGAGGAACAACUAAUGAAUGUCAUAUGAUAACCCCAACUAGACAAGUGAGCAUCACAAUACACUAUUUCUGCUUUACGUUAGUUUUAUUCAUCCAGAUCAAUGACUAAUUAAGAGUAUUUUACUUCUUGGUGUAUCUUUCAUUGCUAUAUAUUGCCUGGAUAAGUAUGUUAAGUAAAGAAAACAAGUUAUAAAAAUGCUUUUUGAAUGA